Molecule: messenger RNA, 182 nt
Organism: Racocetra persica
Lineage: Eukaryota; Fungi; Glomeromycota; Glomeromycetes; Diversisporales; Gigasporaceae
Source: the annotation of a GenBank genome assembly
GUUGCUCAUGCGAUUAAAAGAUAUAUUAGAAUUGGAUGUGAACUUACUGAUAGAACAAAUAUUGAAACGGCACUUCAGAAUCUAAGCGGAACAUCGGUAGCACAUAUCGAGCCAACUCGUAAUAAAACAUCAGCCUUGUCAGCCGAACAAGAUAAUAUAAGAAUAGAUUCAGAAUCACCCAA